UGGAGAAACAAGACUUCACUCGUUCUCAGAUCGAGGCGAAAGUCAGUGCUCCUCUUGCCGACUCUCCAUUCUUCAAGUUUUGACUCAGAUAUAUCGUUUGUACUUAAAUUUGAUCCAGCCAAAGUUUGAAGUAAUUAUUCGCCAACAUGUCGGUCCAAAGUGAUGCCGAUAAGCGAAAGCAGAUUUCGGUUCGAGGUAUUGCCCAGGUGGAGAACGUGGCCAACGUCAAGAAGUCGUUCAAUCGACAUUUGCAUUACACUUUGGUCAAGGAUCGUAACGUGGCCACGGUUCGCGAUUAUUUUUUCGCUCUUGCCCAUACCGUGAAGGAUCACCUUGUAUCGCGUUGGAUCCGUACUCAACAGUACUACUAUGAAAAAGACCCCAAGCGCGUCUACUAUCUCUCCCUGGAGUUCUACAUGGGUCGGACCUUGACGAACACAACUGUCAACUUGGGCAUCCAAAGCGCAUGCGAUGAGGCCAUGUACCAAUUGGGUUUGGAUAUUGAAGAAUUGGAAGAGAUGGAAGAAGAUGCCGGAUUAGGUAAUGGAGGUCUGGGCCGCCUGGCAGCAUGCUUUUUGGACUCCAUGGCAACCCUUGGAUUGGCUGCUUAUGGUUACGGCAUCCGUUAUGAAUAUGGCAUUUUUGCGCAACGCAUCAGGAACGGAGAACAGUUAGAAGAACCUGAUGAUUGGUUGCGGUUUGGCAACCCAUGGGAGCGUUCACGACCAGAGUACUCGAUUCCGGUACACUUUGGAGGGCGUGUCGUCACCAGUGAUGACGGAUACCAUAAGUGGAUCGACACUAAGGUUGUCUUUGCCUUCCCGUACGACAACCCAAUUCCCGGCUUCAAGAACAACGUCGUCAAUUCGAUGCGUUUAUGGUCGGCCAAGUCGCCACAAGACUUCGAUUUGCGCUUCUUCAAUGACGGCGAUUACAUUCAAGCCGUUUUGGAUCGUAACACGGCCGAGAACAUCUCUCGUGUUUUGUACCCCAACGAUAACUUCUUCGAAGGCAAAGAGUUGCGUCUGAAACAAGAAUAUUUUAUGGUGGCUGCCACUCUACAGGAUAUUAUCCGGCGCUUCAAGUCGUCCAAGUUUGGUUCACGCGAAGCCGUACGCACAUCCUUUGACUCGUUCCCAGACAAAGUAGCCAUUCAGUUGAACGACACUCAUCCGUCACUUGCUAUUCCGGAACUGAUGAGAAUUCUUGUUGACAUUGAAGGUCUUUCAUGGGAAAAGGCUUGGGAUAUUACCACACGUACAUGUGCGUACACCAACCAUACUGUUUUGCCCGAAGCCCUUGAAAGAUGGCCUGUCAGUAUGUUGAACUCAAUCCUUCCUCGUCAUCUGCAGAUCAUUUAUGAAAUCAACCAUCGUCAUCUUGAGAAUGUAGCUAAGCUUUUCCCUGGUGACGUUGACCGCUUGCGCCGGAUGUCCAUGAUUGAGGAAGAAGGAGAAAAGCGUGUUAACAUGGCUUACCUUGCCAUUGUUGGAUCGCAUGCUGUCAAUGGUGUUGCCCAGAUUCACUCCGACAUCCUGAAACGUGAUCUGUUCCAUGAUUUCUAUGAAAUGAACCCAGAGAAAUUCUUGAACAAAACCAACGGAAUUACUCCUCGCCGUUGGUUGUUGUUGUGCAACUCGUCUCUUGCUGAUGUCAUUGCCGAGCGUAUUGGUGAAGAUUGGAUUUCUCAUUUGGAGCAGUUGGCUCAGCUGAAGCCAUUAGCUGAAGAUCCAGCUUUUCAACGCGCUGUCCAGACAGUUAAACAGGAAAAUAAGAUGAAAGUUGCUCAGUACCUCCAAAAGGAGUACGGAGUGAACGUCAAUCCAGCUUCCCUGUUUGACAUUCAGGUUAAGCGAAUUCACGAGUACAAACGUCAGCUCAUGAACUGUCUCCAUAUUAUUACCUUGUACAACCGCAUCAAAGCUAAUCCCAGGGCUCAAAUCGUUCCCAGGACUAUUAUGAUUGGUGGAAAGGCGGCUCCUGGUUAUCAUAUGGCUAAGAAAAUCAUCAAGCUUAUUUGCUCUGUUGGCCAAGUCAUCAACAGCGACCCAAUUGUUGGCGAUAAGCUGAAGGUGAUCUACUUGGAAAAUUACCGCGUAACGUUGGCAGAAAAGAUUAUUCCAGCUGCUGAUCUGAGUGAACAAAUCUCUACGGCUGGAACUGAAGCAUCAGGAACCGGAAACAUGAAGUUCAUGUUGAACGGUGCUCUAACCAUCGGUACCCUCGACGGAGCCAAUGUUGAGAUGGCUGAAGAGAUGGGACUGGACAAUAUUUUCAUUUUCGGUAUGAAGGAAAACGAAGUAGAGGAUCUUAAGAAGCGAGGUUACAAUGCUUUCGACUACUACAAUGCCAACGCCGAACUCAAGCAGGUAAUUGACCAGAUUGCCUCUGGAUUCUUUAGCCCCAACAACCCCGAAGAGUUCCGUGACAUUUACAACAACCUUAUGUAUCACGAUCGUUUCUUCUGCUUGGCUGAUUACGACGAUUACAUUGCCGCCCAAGAACGAGUCAAUGAGGCUUACAAGAAUCAGAGCGUCUGGAUGAAGAUGAGCAUUCACAACAUCGCUUCAUCUGGUAAAUUCUCAAGCGAUCGAACAAUCGCUGAAUACGCCCGCGAAAUUUGGGGCGUUGAGCCUUCCUGGGAUAAGUUGCCCGCUCCUCAUGAGCCUGUUGAAGAAACAAAAUGAAUGUCAAAAGAAUAACCUUUGUCACAUUUACAUACUGAAGAAGGAAAGUUGCAAUUCGUGUUCGAAGUAAACAUCACACCAAUCACGCUACAGCUGAGUAGCGUUUAUAAGCGGAAAAGGUUCGUAUUUCCCCGUUUAGAUUUUGUUUCAUGGUGUAGUUCGGUUGAAAUGUGUGGGAAAAGAACAAUCUUGUAAAUCUUUUAAAGCUGUUUCUCCAGACUGCUGUAGCCACGAUGUCGUUAUUGUUCAUGUUUGCUAUUUUUUCUUAAAUUCUAGUGUCGAUGUUCUUGUUCUGUUACAGAAAGGACUUUAAUGUGAGUUUCCACUUCUUCUCCACCAUUUUUUUUUAUUUUUUAUCAUCAUUUCCAAAAUCCCACCUUGUUUUUCUUUCUUGGUAGUCAAAUACACUGAAAGUGAAGAAAUUUAGAAAUAAA
Daphnia carinata is the source of this 3121-nucleotide messenger RNA. Its product is annotated as glycogen phosphorylase-like. Gene Ontology annotation, cellular component: cytoplasm. Gene Ontology annotation, molecular function: glycogen phosphorylase activity; pyridoxal phosphate binding. Lineage: Eukaryota; Metazoa; Arthropoda; Branchiopoda; Diplostraca; Daphniidae. Gene Ontology annotation, biological process: glycogen catabolic process. The record is from RefSeq and is a predicted model, not a curated record. The transcript is spliced from 16 exons. Bases 147 to 2687 code for a protein of 846 amino acids.